GUGCGCUUGCGCAUCUCUCGCAUAUGACCUUUGGUGACUCGCACCUGUGUCCUAACGGGAGGAGGGAGGAGCUGCAGUUCCACGCAUGCGCACCUCUAGAUUGUAAACCGGGCCUGGUUUUUUUUUCUAGGUGACGUCAGUGCAGUAGAUGACAUAAUUUAUGGCGUGAUACGUCAGGAGGCUAGCUUCUGGUUUCAGUCCGGCCCACAGGGCGUUCUCUAUGGUGCGCUAGCUCCCUUAGAGUGCCUCGUAUCCUUCCGGAGUUGGCCCCGCCUUUGGGGCGAGGAUAAAGACUGGUUUUGGCGGGAAUUGAAAGGAGACCGAGUGAGAGACCAGGAUGAAACCGGUAGCACCUUUUCUGACGGACUUUGUGAGCUGCACGGGUUUACAGGCAGAGGUUGCUACGGUGAAAAAAAGCAACAAUGCAGGCAUUUUUGAAAGGUCCAGUCAGUGCUAAACCUCUCUCUACUAAAGAACGGGGAGCCCCUGCAACUGCAGGAAGCAGUGGGGAGAGCAAGAAACCCAGACCCAGUCCUUGGGUUGAAAAAUACCGUCCAAAAUGCAUGGAUGAUGUUGCGUUUCAAGAGGAAGUUGUGGCAGUAUUGAAGAAAUCCUUACAGGGAGUUGAUCUUCCCAACCUUUUGUUCUAUGGCCCUCCUGGAACUGGGAAAACAUCUACUAUUUUGGCAGCAGCUAGAGAACUCUUUGGUCCUGAAUUGUUCCGGCAGAGAGUCCUUGAAUUAAAUGCAUCUGAUGAACGUGGAAUACAAGUCAUUCGAGAGAAAGUCAAGACUUUUGCUCAAUUAACAGUUUCGGGAAAUCGUUCAGACGGCAGACCAUGCCCGCCUUUUAAGAUCAUAAUCCUGGAUGAGGCAGAUUCUAUGACCUCGGCAGCUCAAGCAGCUUUAAGGCGCACCAUGGAGAAGGAAUCUAAGACCACACGAUUCUGCCUUAUCUGUAAUUACAUCAGCCGAAUCAUUGAACCAAUUACAUCUCGAUGCUCCAAAUUUCGUUUCAAGCCACUUUCUGACAAAAUCCAAUGCCAGAGACUUCUAGACAUUGCUAAAAAGGAAAAUGUGAUAAUCAGCAAUGAGGCAAUCGAUUACCUUGUUCGUGUGGCAGAAGGAGAUUUGAGAAAAGCAAUCACGCUUCUUCAGAGUGCGACACGACUGACAGGCGGAAAAGAAGUGACAGAGGAAAUUGUUAUUGAAAUUGCAGGGGUUGUCCCCAAAGAAAUAUUGGAUGGAUUGCUAAGUGCCUGUCAGAGUGGCUCUUUUGAAAAACUGGAAGCUGUAACAAAGAAUGUGAUCAGCGAAGGCUAUGCAGCUACUCAACUGAUAAACCAGCUUCACGAUAUCAUUGUUGACAAAGAAGACCUCAGUGACAAGCAAAAAUCUGUAAUUAUAGAGAAAUUUGCUGAAACAGACAAGUGCUUGGCAGAUGGUUCUGAUGAGUUCUUGCAGUUGAUCAGCAUCUGUGCAGUCAUGAUGCAGCAGCUAAUUCAGAAUAGCUAACUGUAGGAGACAAGUAGCCUUUUGAUGGCUAUAGACCUUUUCUCUGUAGUUUUGGCACACAGUUUGCAAACUGUUCUGUAAAUAUAGACAUUGCUUUGAACUUUCA
Crotalus tigris (Tiger rattlesnake) is the source of this 1620-nucleotide messenger RNA. It is a transcript of the gene RFC4, whose product is annotated as replication factor C subunit 4. The transcript has 12 exons. Lineage: Eukaryota; Metazoa; Chordata; Lepidosauria; Squamata; Viperidae. Gene Ontology annotation, molecular function: DNA binding; ATP binding; DNA clamp loader activity. Gene Ontology annotation, biological process: DNA-templated DNA replication; DNA repair. Gene Ontology annotation, cellular component: DNA replication factor C complex; nucleus. Bases 423 to 1514 code for a protein of 363 amino acids. The record is from RefSeq and is a predicted model, not a curated record.